AGUUGACUUAGUAGGAGGGGCGGGGCUAUGGACUGGAGUGUCGGGCUGCACUGUACAGCAAGGCGUGGAGGAAUCACCCGCCGGGUGUACUGACCCCAGAGUGACACCGGUGAUUGGCUGCACCGCCCUCUUCCGGGCACAGCCCACAUUUGGGAGAUUCCGCACGCGCUCCCCGCACCCUCUAUGCAGUUGGGGAGAACUGGGAGCGGGCACUGGUUCUGCUGCUGGCAUGGGGAAAGCGGCGCUGCUCACACUGCUGUUGGCCGCAGUCUACACUGUGCAGCGAUGCGGCAGCUUCUCCCAGUCCGUGGACAAUGACUUCACCUUCACCCUCCCCGCCGGGCGGAAGGAGUGCUUCUUCCAGACCAUGAAGAAGGAUGCCACCCUGGAGAUAGAGUACCAGGUCCUAGAUGGUGCAAGUUUAGACAUUGAUUUCUACCUCUUCUCUCCAAAUGGAGACCUGGUCCUAUCUGAGGAUCGUCAGUCAGAUGGCGUCCACACGGUGGAGACUGUGGAUGGAGACUACGAGUUCUGCUUUGACAACACCUUCAGCCGUAUAUCAGAAAAGGUGAUCUUCUUUGAACUGAUAUUGGAUCACAUGAAUGACGGUGAAGAGCAAGAAGAUUGGAAGAAUUACGUCAUCGGCACAGAUCUCUUGGACAUGAAGCUGGAGGAUAUACUGGAAACCAUCAACAGUGUCAAAGCAAGAUUGGGAAAAAGCCUCCAGAUCCAGACUCUGUUGAAGGCCUUUGAAGCAAGAGAUCGCAAUAUCCAGGAGAGUAACUAUGACAGAGUAAACUUCUGGUCCAUGGUCAACUUGGUGGUGAUGGUUGUGGUGUGCGUCACCCAAGUAUACAUGCUGAAGAGCCUUUUUGAGGACAAGAGGAAAAGCAGACCUUGAAAGUCCUUUAUCACUUGUGAGGAACUUGGCCAAGACCAUGGGGAAAAUCAACCUAAAUGAAUGGACGGGGGCUUUUAUAAGAGCUGUGAUUUGACAGAUUCAACAUUUUUAGUUUAAAUCCUGGUAUUUCUUAUGUCUCUUUUUUUUUUUUCACCUAGUUGUA
This is a messenger RNA of Bufo gargarizans (Asiatic toad), 1064 nucleotides long. RefSeq names its product transmembrane p24 trafficking protein 5 (gene TMED5). Gene Ontology annotation, cellular component: endoplasmic reticulum; endoplasmic reticulum-Golgi intermediate compartment; COPII-coated ER to Golgi transport vesicle. The transcript is spliced from 4 exons. Bases 230 to 901 code for a protein of 223 amino acids. Gene Ontology annotation, biological process: endoplasmic reticulum to Golgi vesicle-mediated transport; Golgi organization; intracellular protein transport. Lineage: Eukaryota; Metazoa; Chordata; Amphibia; Anura; Bufonidae. The record is from RefSeq and is a predicted model, not a curated record.